Messenger RNA from Olea europaea var. sylvestris, 913 nucleotides. RefSeq names its product protein CUP-SHAPED COTYLEDON 2-like. The coding region runs from base 196 to 657 and encodes 153 amino acids. Lineage: Eukaryota; Viridiplantae; Streptophyta; Magnoliopsida; Lamiales; Oleaceae. The transcript is spliced from 3 exons. Gene Ontology annotation, molecular function: DNA binding. The record is from RefSeq and is a predicted model, not a curated record. Gene Ontology annotation, biological process: regulation of DNA-templated transcription.
UCAAAAUUACAUUAAUCAUCCUCUCAUUUCCUUCUUCCCAUUUCUUGUUCACAUCAAGCAAACACGAACAAAUUUCUAUUUCAUCUUGUUUUGUUUGCUAAUCAUGUAAAAGUUACAAUCCUGAAAGCCCUUUAAUCCUUCAUGCACUAACCUUUCAAUUAACAAGAAAACGAGCCGGCCAUUAAGUAGCUAGCAAUGGAAGGAUCAGGAGAAGUGAAAGAAGAAACUAUGCCACCGGGGUUCCGAUUUCAUCCUACAGACGAAGAACUCAUCACUUAUUAUCUGGUAAAUAAAAUCUCAGAUGCAAAAUUUACAGGAAAAGCAAUUGGAGAUGUUGAUCUUAACAAGUGCGAGCCGUGGGAUCUUCCAGGGAAGGCAAAGAUCGGAGAAAAAGAGUGGUAUUUUUUCAGCCUCCGCGAUAGAAAAUAUCCAACAGGUGUGCGAACUAAUAGAGCCACGAACACUGGAUAUUGGAAGACCACUGGAAAAGACAAGGAGAUCUUCAAUAGCAACACCUCCGAGUUAGCUGGGUUGAAGAAAACGUUAGUUUUUUACAGAGGAAGAGCUCCCAGAGGAGAGAAAUCCAACUGGGUCAUGCAUGAAUAUCGUAUUCAUUCCAAAUCCGCCUAUAGAACAAGCAAGGUACAUUAUUUAUAAACUGUUUUUUCUUGCCUAACAACUUUUUUUUUUGCUUAUAAUUACUUAUCUAGAACUAAAAUUAUAUUACCAUCUUACUAAAAGUUGGCAUGAAGUACGUUAGUCUUUUAUAUUUUAUUGUUCGUAUUUUGGAGGUUCGACUUAUAAUUUACCUCUCCUCUCGUAUUUUCCAUUUUCCUCACUAAAUCUGUCAUUGGAUUGCUUUUUCUGAACUUUUAACAUUAAUUUUGGAUUACCUGAUCUCAUAGAAGUAUAC